Messenger RNA from Bombus huntii, 1323 nucleotides. It is a transcript of the gene Fkbp39, whose product is annotated as 46 kDa FK506-binding nuclear protein-like. The record is from RefSeq and is a predicted model, not a curated record. Gene Ontology annotation, molecular function: macrolide binding; peptidyl-prolyl cis-trans isomerase activity. The transcript has 4 exons. NCBI's taxonomy places the organism in Eukaryota, Metazoa, Arthropoda, Insecta, Hymenoptera, Apidae. Gene Ontology annotation, cellular component: nucleolus; chromatin. Bases 175 to 1245 code for a protein of 356 amino acids.
GACAGAAAUUGAUUUGUAGGUAAUGGCGCUGUAUGAAGUCUUUUAGUUGUUCAUUAGUAGUUGGCGCGAGGUCGUAAAGGGCACUUGGUAUCUGUAUUUGAAUGUAAAAAAUAGAAAGUUUUAUAAUUGAUAUUUCAUUUUACUGGAAUAAGAGUCAAAAGUUACACAGACAAAAUGUUUUGGGGUUUAAUACUGGAACCAAAUAAACGAUAUACACAGACCGUUGAAAAAUCAUUCCAUGUAUCAAUGGCUAGUUUAAAUCUUCAAAAAGCCGAUGACGGUGUGGUACAAGUGAUGUUAUACUAUGAAGGUACUAGUUAUUUGUUAUGCAAUUUGAGAAAGAGCUCAACGUGGCAAGUACCACUUGAUUUAAAUUUUCAUGAGGGAAGUACAAUAGCAUUUAUAUGUCAUGGCCAUGGUCAUGUACAUUUAACUGGUUAUUUAAUACCUGAUGAAGAUUUGGACUUGGAUGAUCUAGAGGACGUAGAAGGCGAAGAAGAAGAAGAAGAAGAACAGGUACCACAGUUGGUUGACAAACAAUCAAAAAGAAAAGCUAUAGAUACCUUAAAGAAUGAAAAAAAUACUAAGCGUCUUAAACAAGAAAUUGAAGCAGAAUCUUCUGAUGAGGAUAUAGAACUAGAUGGCAUGAAUGAAGAAAAUGAUUCUGAUGAUUCUGAAGAAGGAGAUGAAGAAUCACUAUUAAAUGAAGAUGAAGAUGAAGAUGAGGAUGAGGAGGGUGAAGAAGAAGAUAAAGAGGAAGAGGAAGAGAAAGUAAAGCCUCAACAGAAAGAUAAAAGAAAUAAACAACAACAACAAAAAAAGAAAAUACUAAAUGGAAAAGAGGCAAAGCAAAAAAAAGAUAAAAGGGAACAGCAACAAAAUGAAAUAAAUACCCAAAGUGACCAGAAAACAAGGGUAGUAGAAGGUGGAGUGCAAAUAAAAGAAUUGAAAGUCGGUAAUGGUGUUCUUGCCAAAAGUGGAAAAUUGGUUUCUGUAUAUUAUGUGGGUCGUUUAAAAAAUGGAAAGAAAUUUGAUGCAACAACACAAGGAGACGGUUUUAAAUUCAGGCUUGGGAAAGGUGAAGUAAUUAAAGGAUGGGAUGUUGGUAUUCAGGGAAUGAAAGUAGGAGGAAAACGACAGAUCACAAUACCUCCAGCUAUGGCGUAUGGAGCAAAAGGCUCGCCACCUGUUAUUCCUGGUAAUAGUACACUGAUGUUUGAAGUGGAACUUCGGAAUGUACAUUAAACUUUUAUGAAUAUUUAAGUAUUGUUAAGUGAUGUAUAAUGUAUUUUAAACUAAUAAAUGUAAUACCCUUUUUCAUUA